Molecule: messenger RNA, 1923 nt
Organism: Peniophora sp. CBMAI 1063
Lineage: Eukaryota; Fungi; Basidiomycota; Agaricomycetes; Russulales; Peniophoraceae
Source: the annotation of a GenBank genome assembly
AUGAAUUUUCUGGCGCACCAGACGCGUUCUUCGAUUCUGCCCUUGACGGCCACGGUCGACCCUCAAGUGCGCAUCACCAUGACCAAAUACAUUCUCGUCUCUGGAGGCGUAGUCAGUGGGAUAGGCAAGGGCGUCAUCGCCUCUUCGACCGGCCUGCUCCUGAAGAUGACUGGCCUCAAGGUCACGUCUAUCAAGAUCGAUCCGUAUAUGAAUGUGGAUGCUGGUACAAUGCGCCCUCAGGAGCAUGGCGAAGUGUACGUGUUGAACGAUGGCGGCGAGGUCGACCUUGAUCUCGGAAACUAUGAACGCUAUCUGAAUGUAACACUGUCUCGUGACAACAACCUUACUACCGGUAAGAUCUAUCAGCAUGUUAUUGAACGCGAGCGCCGGGGUGACUAUCUGGGAAAGACGGUCCAAAUCAUCCCUCAUAUCACGAACGCUAUCCAAGACUGGAUAGAACGUGUAUCCAAGAUACCCGUCGACGAAACUGGCGAGGAGCCUGACGUCUGCAUUGUCGAGCUCGGGGGUACGGUUGGCGACAUCGAGUCUGCGCCCUUCAUCGAGGCCAUGCGCCAGUUUCAGUUCCGCGUCGGGCAUGAAAACUUCGCGCUCAUACACGUCUCGCUGGUGCCGGACAUGCACGGCGAGCAGAAGACGAAGCCGACUCAGACAACUGUCAAUGUCCUGCGCGGUCUCGGUCUUCUUCCUGACCUUAUCGCGUGUCGCCUCAUUAUACCUCAACCGCUUGAGGAGGCGACAAAAUCCAAAAUCUCCAUGUUCUGCCACGUUCGCCCCGAGCAGGUUCUCGGCGUUCACGACGUUGCAUCCGUGUACCACGUCCCACUACUGCUACAUUCUCAGGGCAUCGUUGGAUUCCUCCAACAACGCCUGCAGCUAGCGAGCAUUGCGCUUACACCGGCGAUGAAGGAGCGAGGCUCAGAUCUCGAGAAGCGGUGGCGGGCCAUGACCGGCGGCUCGGAGCGCGUUUUCGAUAGCGCGUCCAUAGUGCUGGUCGGAAAGUACACGGACCUGAAGGACUCGUACAUGUCCGUGACCAAGGCUCUCGAGCACUCCGCCUUCCGGUGCCACCGUAAACUCAAGCUUCAGUGGGUGGAGUCCUCCGACCUCGAGCCACGUAUGCAAACCGCGGAGCCUGCGAAGUACCAUGAGGCCUGGAAGACAAUCGUCUCUGCAGGCGGUAUACUCGUACCGGGCGGCUUCGGGGAACGCGGUACUGAGGGUAUGAUUCUCGCCAUCAAAUGGGCUCGCGAGCAGCGCAUUCCCUUCCUCGGUAUCUGUCUCGGCUUCCAGCUCGCUGUCGUAGAGUGGGCUCGCAACGUGAUGGGCAUCUCAGGUGCCAUCUCAGGAGAGUUCAAGGAAGACGCGGCGGACCCGGUUGUCGUUUUCAUGCCAGAGGUGUCUAGGACGCACAUGGGCGGGACCAUGAGGUUAGGGUUAAGGCCGACGGUAUUCCAGGAAGGGACCGAGAGCUGGAGUAAGGUUCGGAAGUUGUACGGUGGCGCGGGGACCGUUUGGGAAAGGCACCGUCAUCGUUACGAGAUUAACCCUGCGUAUGUUGAGAGGCUCGAGGAGAGCGGAAUGUCGUUCAUUGGGCGCGAUGAGAAGGGCGAGCGUAUGCAGAUUAUGGAGCUCAAAGACCACCCCUACUUCGUCGGACUUCAAGCUCAUCCUGAAUUCUGCACCCGUCCGCUCAACCCCAGCCCACCGUUCCUUGGCUUUGUUGCGGCAGCAGCCGGGGCCAGCCUUCUUCGCGAAGUUUCCGAAGCGCAAGCUCAGACGUUCGUGCCCCCUCAUCCUAAAGAGUCGAUGAUCGGCGAGCAGGCGCUCGUUGCGACCACCAAGGAGGUCUUGCUAACAGAAGGCAAAGAACGUGUCCUUCGUGGAGGGGACUCGCCGGCGUAA